Rhizopus microsporus ATCC 52813 is the source of this 1400-nucleotide messenger RNA. RefSeq lists its product as uncharacterized. Gene Ontology annotation, biological process: biosynthetic process; L-aspartate catabolic process. Gene Ontology annotation, molecular function: pyridoxal phosphate binding; L-aspartate:2-oxoglutarate transaminase activity. Gene Ontology annotation, cellular component: mitochondrion. Lineage: Eukaryota; Fungi; Mucoromycota; Mucoromycetes; Mucorales; Rhizopodaceae. Bases 31 to 1302 code for a protein of 423 amino acids. The transcript has 6 exons. The record is from RefSeq and is a predicted model, not a curated record.
CCCGUUUUUUCUUCUUUAUUCUCUCAAGCCAUGCUCUCCUCCAUCACUCGUGCUUCGGUCAAACCCAAGUUUAUGGCAUCUCGUGCCUUCGUUUCCACUUGGAAUGCUGUUCCUCAAGGUCCACCCGAUGCAAUCUUGGGCGUUACUGAAGCCUACAAGAAAGAUCAAUCUCCCAACAAGAUGAAUUUGGGUGUUGGUGCUUACCGUGAUGAUAAUGGUAAACCCUAUGUCUUGAAUGCUGUCAAAAAGGCUGAAAAGUUGAUUAUGGAAAAGGGUCUGGACAAGGAAUAUGCUGGUAUCACUGGUGUACCUGCCUUCACCAAGGUUGCUGGUGAACUUGCUUAUGGAGAGGAUAGUUCUGUGAUCAAGGAUAACAGACUCGUUAUUAGUCAAUCUAUUUCUGGUACUGGUGCCCUUCGUAUUGGUGCUGAGUUCUUGAACCAUUGGUACCCCCACGCCAAAAAUAUUAUUGUUCCCAACCCUACCUGGGGUAACCAUAUUCCAAUCAUGAAGAAUGCUGGUCUUUCUUUGGAGAAGUAUACUUAUUUUGAUAAACAGACAAACGGCCUCAACAUCGAUGGCAUGCUCGAAGAUAUUUAUAAAGCACCCAAGAACACCAUCGUACUUCUUCAUGCCUGUGCUCACAACCCUACUGGUGUUGAUCCUACCCAAGAGCAAUGGGACCAAAUUUCCAAAGUCAUCAAGGAACGUGAACAUUUUGCUUUCUUUGAUAUGGCCUACCAAGGUUUCGCCUCUGGAGACUGUACUCGCGAUGCCUACGCUCUCCGUAAGUUCGUCCAAGAAGGUCACCAAGUCGUUUUGGCUCAAUCCUUUGCCAAGAACAUGGGUCUCUAUGGUGAACGUGUCGGUUCAUUCUCUAUUGUCUGUGCUGAUGCCGAAGAAAAGGCUCGUGUUGAGUCUCAAUUGAAGAUCAUCAUCCGUCCCAUGUAUUCUAACCCACCUAUUCACGGUGCACACAUCGUCAGCACCGUCUUGAACACUCCCGAAUUGAAGCAAGAAUGGCUCGGUGAAGUCAAAUUGAUGGCUGAUCGUAUCAUCACCAUGAGAGAAAAGCUUAGAGGCCACCUUGAAAAGGACUUUGGAUCAAAGAAGAGAUGGAACCAUAUCACUGACCAAAUCGGUAUGUUUUGUUAUUCUGGUUUGACACCCGAGCAAGUCAACAAGAUCAAGUCUGACUGGCACGUUUACUUGACACAAGAUGGUAGAAUCUCUAUGGCAGGUAUCUCUUCAUCUAACGUCAAGUAUCUUGCUGAAGCUAUUCACAACGUCACCAAGGAUUAAAAAUAUCGUGUAUUAUAGAAACUGUCAUCUCUCUUUUUUUUUCUCUUCUUACAUUCAAAUUAAAGCUACGCUUAAAAUAUAAAAUUUCUUGAAAUGUA